This is a messenger RNA of Insectozyma verbasci, 678 nucleotides long. Lineage: Eukaryota; Fungi; Ascomycota; Pichiomycetes; Serinales; Debaryomycetaceae. The record is from the annotation of a GenBank genome assembly.
AUGUCAUCAACACCUUCUUCACCAUCUAAAAGGUCAAUAUUAUCUCCAAAACCAUCAAAUAUUAACACUUCACCAAUUAAAAGACCCUCUUCUUCAAUUUUGCUAAAAUCUCCACCUAAAAAGUUUCAUUUUAAGUUAUCACCAUCUCCGAAAAAAAAAACAAAAACAGUAGGUUUUACUAUAUGGGAAGAUAAAAUAGAUGUAUCAAAUUCAACUCAUGAAAUAAUUGGAACAAAUACAACAAAUGAAUUAAAUCAUAAUGAUCAAGAGAAUAUUUUACAAAAACAUCAAAUUAAAAGAAAUGGUAAUAGGACCGUAUUAGGAGAUUUGGACAUUAAUGAAUUUAAAGGUUUUAUUACUUGUAAUGGUAGAUGUGAAUCAUUGACUGAUUUAUAUCAACCUAUAAAUUUCAAUAAUGAAUUUAAAUCAUUACAUAAAUAUACAAAUUUACCAAAUUAUUGUACACCAAUUAGGAAAGAUAAAUAUAUAAUGAAAUCAAAUAAUGGUUUCAAUGAAGAAGAUGAGAUGGAAACAUUAUUAAUUAAAAAACAACAAAUUUUAACUAAUCAAAAUAAAACUAACUUAAUUAGAAAACAUAAAAGAUCAAUGUCAGUAGGUAAGAAUGAAGCUAAAUUAAAUUUAAUUAGAAAGAAUAAAUUUAGCAUCUUAUCAAACUAG